Myzus persicae (green peach aphid) is the source of this 727-nucleotide messenger RNA. Its product is annotated as vitelline membrane protein Vm26Ab-like. The record is from RefSeq and is a predicted model, not a curated record. Lineage: Eukaryota; Metazoa; Arthropoda; Insecta; Hemiptera; Aphididae. Bases 105 to 488 code for a protein of 127 amino acids. The transcript has 2 exons.
AGGGGCUGGCAGACCAACAGUGGUCAUCAGUCAAUCUACGGUCGUACACAUCGUUCAUCGAAAACCCUCAAGACAGCAACCAAACGGUCAAACACAAAAUCAAGAUGCAAUUCCAAGUGUGUUUCGCCCUCAUCGCUAUGAUCGUGUGCUUCGCCGCCGCCGCCGAAGAAGCCAAAACCGCAUCCGACAAGUCCGCAGUCACCAAGUCCGCCACCGACAGAAGCAAACGUGGCCUGUACGCUCCACUCAUCACCUCCCCGUAUGCCCCAGCGUACGCAGCACCAUACGCAGCUCCGUACGCUGCCCCUUACGCCGCCCCGUACGCCGCCCCUUACGCAGCUCCUUAUGUUGCCCCUUACGCAGCACCGUACACCGCCCCAUACGUAGCAUCCCCUUACGCAGUCGCCGCCCCAUACACUUCUUCGUACGUAUCUUCUUACGGAGCUUACCCAUACGGUUAUGCAGCUUCACCAUACGGUUUCUACUGAUCGACAACUUCAAGAUCAACAUAAUAUUAUUAUAAUUUUUAUAUACCUUAAUUGUACCAGGUAUAUUUUCCGUAAAACGAAAACAGAUAAAUAUAAUUUUGUAUUUGAAAACAAUUAUACACAGUAAUGGACAUGUAUUCUGUUAAGCAGUACACUGUAGGUACCUAACUAAUAUGGAUACCUACGCAUUUUUUGUAGUCUUAUUAUUUUGUAAAUAAAUAUACCUUAAAAUCAAAUAA